This is a messenger RNA of Talaromyces proteolyticus, 1158 nucleotides long. RefSeq names its product putative alcohol dehydrogenase. The record is from RefSeq and is a predicted model, not a curated record. Gene Ontology annotation, molecular function: oxidoreductase activity, acting on NAD(P)H. Lineage: Eukaryota; Fungi; Ascomycota; Eurotiomycetes; Eurotiales; Trichocomaceae. The transcript has 2 exons. Bases 1 to 1158 code for a protein of 385 amino acids.
AUGGCCGUCCCACCCCCUUUAGAAAAGCAGACAGGCAUUGUCACCGUUGGCGACGGGACAUUGAGUAUCUCGUCGGUGCCCGUUCCACCCGUUUCAUCGUCAUCUAUUCUCGUUCGCACCUGCGCCGUGGCCCUCAACCCUAGUGACUACAAAGUGCCGACGCGACUUCGUGUUUCCGGGCACCUGGCUGGUGGCGACUUCGCCGGCGUCAUCGUGGCAGUAGGCUCAGCUGUCGCAUCCAGUGAUCGGCCUCGGUGCAAACCAUGGGUCGUUGGAGAUCGAGUUUUCGGGGCGGUACAUGGUUGCAACCCAACGAAUCCGCAGUCUGGCGCUUUCGCCGAGUAUAUUGAUGCUGAUCCAGCUAUCCUGACUCGAAUACCCCAAGGAUGGGACUGGUAUAAGGCUGCGGCAUUUGGUGGGAUCUGCGUGGGAGCUGUUGCCCUAGCCCUUUACAAGGAGAUCGGUCUAGCGCUACCGCCUCAAGUAGACGUUGAAAAGGACGUCGAUAGUGCUGUGAAAGUAGCACAUAGCCUAGCCAGCAAUGAUGAUCUCGGCAGGACCGUGCUGGUAUAUGGAGCUAGCACGGCGUGUGGAACAAUGGCCAUCCAGCUGCUGCGAUUAAGCGGCUAUAUCCCAAUCGCAGUCUGCUCCUCGCAUAAUAACGCAAUGGUGUCCUCAUAUGGGGCGGCGUCCGUGUUCGAUUAUCACUCGCCGAGCUGCGCAGCGGACAUCAAGACCGCGACCAAGAACCAGCUGCGCUUCGUCCUGGACUGCAUCGGCACGGCACAGUCGACAGCGCUGUGCUACGCGGCCAUCGCGCGGACAGGGGGGCGAUACGUGUCUGUAGAGAGGUAUCCAGAGUCUGCAGCAAUGCGCAAGCUGGUCCAGGGCAGCUGGGUCAUGAUGCUGGAUAUGUUCGGCCGGGGAGUGGACAUGAAAGGUGGAUAUGAUCGGAAAGUAGAUCCUGCGGCGAGAGAUCUUGGCAGGCGGUUGUUCGCAGGACUAGAGAUGUUGGCCCAAGAUGAAGACAUCAGACCCCAUCCGAUGAGGCUGGUAAGAUCAGGCUCAAGUUGGGCAGAGUCUGUGCUGGCGGGGAUUGAUAUGUUGCAGAAGGGACAGGUUAGCGGCGAGAAGCUAGUCGUCGAAAUAAGGGUAUAG